UUCUUUCUUGCCUUAUGGCAACCUGAACCGUGUCAAGUUUCACUAGCUAACUGUUGCAAUCCAGUGGCUUGCUAAGGAAGCCAGCCUUGCUGCGGAGCGUCAUAUAAGCACUAUGGCGCGGUGGCAGGCGGUCGUCCUGCUCGCCCUGGCGUUUGGAGCUGUUGCCAGUGCAGCUGCUGAACGGACCCUCCUCGGGGCGGGAGACCACAAGUACAAGCAGGGAGAUGGCAUAAUGCUCUACGCUAACAAAGUUGGCCCAUUCCAAAAUCCAACGGAAACUUAUCAAUACUACAACCUUCCGUUCUGCCAACCUACGGAUGGAAAGGAGUAUAAGACUGAGUACUUGGGCGAGGUGCUGGAGGGGGACCGGUUGGUCACGACUCCCUACAAGCUGCAGUUCCGCGUGGACGUGGAGAACGCAGUUCUCUGCAACAAGUCCUUGUCAGGGGAGGACCUUAAGAAGUUCCGCGAUGCUGUUAAGCAGGAUUACUAUUUCCAGAUGUACUUUGAUGAGCUUCCAGUUUGGGGCUUCAUUGGCAAGGUUGAGACCGUGCCAAAGGGGUACUUCUUGUUCACACAUUUCCACUUCGACCUUUCUUACAACGAUGACCGCGUAAUUGAAAUCAAUGUCUCCAGCGAUCCUGAUCGCACUGUUAACAUCACGUCAGCGGAGAGCUUGAACAUCCAGUUCUCGUACUCCGUCAAGUGGAAGCAGUCGUCGGUGACCUUUGAUCACCGUCUGGAUCGCUAUGCACGCUAUUCUUUCCUGCCCCAGCAUCUCGAGAUUCACUGGUUUGCCAUCAUCAACUCCUGCGUGACCGUGCUGUUGCUGACCGGCUUCCUGGCUACCAUCCUGCUGCGUGUCUUGAAGAACGAUUUCAUGAAGUACAGCCGUGAUGAUGAGAUGGGAGAGGACCAGGAGGAGACGGGCUGGAAGUACCUGCAUGGGGACGUCUUCCGCUUCCCUCCGCAGUCCAACCUGUUCUCAGCCAUGCUCGGCGUUGGCGCUCAGAUUUUGGUUAUGGCCAUGUGCAUCUUUGCUCUGGCACUGGUGGGCUUCUACCACCCCUACAACCGCGGCGGGCUGCUGUCGGCGUGCGUGGUGCUCUACGCGUUGACGGCUGGUAUCUCAGGCUACGUGAGCGGCCUGCACUACAAGAUGUUCGGAGGCACCAACUGGGUGUCCAACGUCCUGCUCUGCACGGGGCUGUACUGCGGCCCGGUGCUGGCGGUGUUCUCCUUCCUCAACACCGUCGCCAUCUUCUACCGCUCCACCGCCGCGCUGCCCUUCGGCACCAUCGUCAUCAUCAUCCUGCUUUGGGCGCUCAUCACCUUCCCGCUCACCGUGAUGGGUGGCAUUGCGGCGAAGAACUCCAAGGUCGAGUUUAACGCCCCAUGCAGGACCACCAAGUUCCCGAGGGACAUCCCGACGCUGCCCUGGUACCGCUCCACCGUUCCCCAGAUGCUCAUGGCCGGCUUCCUGCCCUUCUCCGCCAUCUACAUUGAGCUGUACUACAUCUUCGCCAGCAUCUGGGGCCACAAGGUCUACACCAUCUACUCCAUCCUCUUCAUCGUCUUCAUUAUCCUGCUCAUCGUCACCGCGUUCAUCACCGUGGCGCUCACCUACUUCCAGCUCGCCGUGGAGGACCACAGGUGGUGGUGGCGCUCGCUCCUGUGCGGUGGCUCCACGGGUAUCUUUGUGUACGGCUACUGCUUCUACUACUACUACGCUCGUUCCGACAUGAGCGGCUUCAUGCAGACGUCGUUCUUCUUCGGCUAUAACGCCGUCGUCUGCUACGCCUUCUUCCUCAUGCUGGGGUCGGUCGGCUUCCGCGCCUCGCUGCUCUUCGUGCGGCACAUCUACAGGGCGAUCAAGUGCGAGUAAGCAACUCUCGGCGUUGGAUUCGGGGCUUAAACUGCAGCUGACAAGGACUGUACUAGGCGGUUGCUUCUUAGCGACGCCCCCUUAGCUUGGCACAGGAAUUUUGUUCCUAAGUGAUCGGUGUUGGUAUAGGAUGUGGCAUCUUAUCUAUAGUCUUGUCGCAUACUGAAGGCUAUACGGCGGGGUUUAGGGCCACAUGUUUGUUGUGCUACAGGCGGUGCACGCUGUGGCAUACUCUAGCAAUACGUCGCUGGUAGUUCUUAUCUAGUAUGAUGGGCCUAAAGGGGCUCGUGGCUUCAGGCUUACUGCAAACCUCGAUAACAUGACGUCUAAGACCUUACCCUAGCUGACAAGUCGAGGCUUUCCUGCAAAUACUUUGAAGCAUCUGUGGUUGAUGGCCAAGAGACUGCGUUCAAU
Molecule: messenger RNA, 2299 nt
Organism: Astrephomene gubernaculifera
Lineage: Eukaryota; Viridiplantae; Chlorophyta; Chlorophyceae; Chlamydomonadales; Astrephomenaceae
Source: the annotation of a GenBank genome assembly